This is a messenger RNA of Entrophospora sp. SA101, 162 nucleotides long. The record is from the annotation of a GenBank genome assembly. Lineage: Eukaryota; Fungi; Glomeromycota; Glomeromycetes; Entrophosporales; Entrophosporaceae.
AUGCAAAGUGAUGCAUUGUUAUUAUUGUGUGAUUCUUGGAGUCCCAAACGUCUUUCAAAUGCUUUGAAUAAUAAUAAUUACAUCAACAAUGGCGAGAAUAAUGGUAUUAAUGAUCCUGGCAUUAGCAAUAGCAAUGGCAAUGGUAUCAAAGAAAAAAGUUAA